UGUUUGGAGACUAACAAGUGUCCUUUUGUCUUGGCCAUGCCUUCCUUUGACCCUGCAGGUAUGACGCUGGGCGGGACGGCUUCAUCGAUCUGAUGGAGCUGAAGCUGAUGAUGGAGAAGCUGGGGGCUCCCCAGACCCACCUGGGCCUGAAGAGCAUGAUCAAGGAGGUGGAUGAGGACUUUGACGGCAAGCUCAGCUUCCGGGAGUUCCUACUCAUUUUCCACAAGGCCGCAGCUGGGGAACUGCAGGAGGACAGUGGCCUGAUGGCGCUGGCAAAGCUCUCCGAGAUCGAUGUUGCCCUGGAGGGUGUGAGAGGUGCCAAGGACUUCUUUGAAGCCAAGGCCCAGGCCCUGUCAUCUGCCAGUAAGUUUGAAGCCGAGUUAAAAGCUGAGCAAGACGAGCGGAAGCGGGAGGAGGAGGAGAGGAAGCUCCGCCAGGCGGCCUUCAAGGAACUCAAGGCUACUUUCAGUACAUAGUCCGCCGACCUUGCCCUCCAUCCACAGCCGUGCCUCACAGAUGCCCGGGAAGAGAUGUCCGGGCAUAUUCACCACCCAUGCUGGCCGCCUCCCUGAGCCAGCAUCCACACUCACCCCCCAGUGCCAGCUCCGUGCCAGCCCUCAUUGCUCCCAGUGUCCCAGCCCCUCCAAGAGGGUCUGGGGUGGGCCAGGUGCCCACCCGCCUCCCUCGCCUGCCUCCGCUCCUUUGCCCUUCUCUGUAGCCAGAACCCGCUUCCUCUUGUCACUUUACCAUUCCACAUCAAGAGCAGUCUGCUGUGUUAGUUUGUACAGAUUGGUCUGUCUUUUGUGU
Molecule: messenger RNA, 807 nt
Organism: Propithecus coquereli (Coquerel's sifaka)
Lineage: Eukaryota; Metazoa; Chordata; Mammalia; Primates; Indriidae
Gene: EFHD1
Product: EF-hand domain family, member D1
Exons: 3
Coding region: 93-476 (127 amino acids)
Cellular component (GO): mitochondrial inner membrane
Molecular function (GO): calcium ion sensor activity
Source: RefSeq, a predicted model, not a curated record